Molecule: messenger RNA, 779 nt
Organism: Schistosoma bovis
Lineage: Eukaryota; Metazoa; Platyhelminthes; Trematoda; Strigeidida; Schistosomatidae
Source: the annotation of a GenBank genome assembly
GACGGAUUUCAAUUAUAUAGUCACUGAUAGAGUCAUAUAUAUCUACUAAUGAUAAUAAGAAAAGAUUUAUAUCUAAGAAUUUUAUUCAUUCUAUUCAUUAUAUACCUUUCUAUGGAUUAUUGUACAACAUUUAAACUAACCAAAUCCCAUUAUCAUCAUCAUCAUUAUUAUUAUUAUGAUUAUUUACCAAGAACAUAUUUAUCAUCAUUACCAUUACAAAAACGUUAUGAAUUAUUUGAACCAUUAGAUACUAAUUUAGUUAGAGCCAUGUUUAUUGGUCAUACAGAUCAUAUACCUAAUCAUCAAUACAAUAUGAAAACUAAUAAUAUCGAUGAUGAUAAUAAUAAUAUAGAUGAUAAUACUUAUAAUCCAAGAAAUGAUCGUAAUAAUAAUAAUGAUCAUACUAAUACUAAUAAUAAUAAGAAUGUAGAUGAAGAAUAUUAUACAAAUUCAAAAAAUCAUCUUGGAAGUCUCAUGAGAUAUGGAUGAAUGAAUGUAAAUGAAGAAGAAUGUAGAAGGAACAACAACAACAACAACAUAUAUAACUAUAUAUAUACGAAGAGUAAUUAGGCAUUCAACAAUGACACUUAUAAACAGAAUGAAACAAUUCAUUAUAAUCAAUUCAUUAUAAAGCUUAUUUAAUGUGACUAUGUAUAAUCUUAUUUUGAUUUAUAUACGUAUGUAUUUAUAAACAUAGAUUCAAUCUUUAAUUGCUUAAACUUGGAGAAAUAAGAACAUUUAUGAGAACGAAAUGUACGAUUUGUUUCUUAGAAAUAAAU